AUGGGUCAGUCGCACCUACUGUUAGUCGCCUUUGUUCUCCUUUGUCCUGGCGGGGAUUGCUCCUAUCAUAAUUUACUUCAUCAACUGAGGCGUGAACUUAACAUUGAAUAUGUUCUGCUUUUGGGCAACUUCGAUCCGACUUGGUUGGAUACCUUGUGGCAAAUUCCUAUUCCCGUGCUUCAAAUUAAAGAACACUCUAGGGAAACCUAUAAUUUGCUUGAAAAUCCGUCACAUAAUGUCCUUACAAUAGCUUUUGUUAACGAUUCACCGGAAGACAUACUGGAAAUUUUGUAUCGCAAUCUACGUAUGCUAAACACACAACCAGUGCUGUUGGUUAUAAGGAAAUCGACAAUUCGAGUAAAUUCGUUGUUGGAAUGGUGUUGGCACCAUCAGCUACUUAAUGUCGUGGCCAUUGCUCAAGAUUUUAUGGAGUCUUUGAUUGUCUACAGCUACACUCCUUUCCCCGUUUUGCAGUUUAUCGAGAGGCGUUUGGACAAUAGCACCGUAUUAUUCGAAAAACGAUUGGAAAAUCUUCAUGGCUAUGAGCUACCGAUUGCCUUGGGUGGAUCUUCACCCCGACUAAUUGUCUAUCGUGAUUCGGAGGGAAAACUGAUUUUCUCAGGACCUGUUGGUAAUUUCAUGAAGAGCUUUGAACAGCGUUAUAAUUGCAGAUUGGUUCAACCACAUCCUUUCGAUGAGUCUGCCAUUUCUCCGGCCCGUGAUUUAAUUGCUGCCGUGCGAAAUGGUAGUGUCCAAAUAGCUCUGGGUGCUAUUUAUCCCCAACAUCCAUAUACUGGAUUUUCUUAUCCCAUCGAACUGAUGAGCUGGUGCCUGAUGAUGCCAGUACCAGAGCAGGUACCUCACAGUCAGCUCUACAGCAUGGUAUUCAGUCCCAUGGCAUUUGGGGUCACUAUUGUUGCCAUGGUGUUGAUUUCAUUGACUUUAUCCAUGGCUCUGCGUCUUCACGGAUAUAGAGUCAGUUUUAGUGAGUACUUUCUUCAUGACAGCUGUCUGAGAGGAGUCCUGUCUCAAUCCUUCUACGAGGUCCUUCGAGCUCCAGCCUUGAUAAAGGCCAUGUAUCUGGUGAUCUGUUUGCUGGGACUGCUGAUCACCUCAUGGUACAACUCGUACUUCUCCACAUUUGUGACCAGUGCCCCCAGAUUUCCACAGCUCACUAGCUAUGAGAGCAUUAGGCAUUCUAAAUUAAAGAUAGUGAUUUGGAAGCCGGAGUACGAAAUGCUCCUGUUCCUUUCGGAAAACAUGGAGAAAUACUCGUCGAUCUUUCAGCUGGAAGAGGACUACAAAGAGUUCUUGCACUUGCGUGACUCUUUCGACACCAAAUACGGCUACAUGAUGCCAAUGGAAAAGUGGUCACUGAUGAAGGAGCAGCAGAGAGUAUUCAGUUCGCCAUUGUUUAGCCUGCAGGAUGACCUCUGCGUCUUUCACACCGUUCCCAUAGUGUUUCCCAUGGUGAAAAAUUCAAUAUUUAAGGAACCCUUUGAUCGCCUCAUUUUGGAUGUGACUGCGACGGGACUUCUGAGUCGCUGGAGAGACAUGAGCUUUACGGAAAUGAUCAAGGCCGGACAAUUGGCACUCGAGGAUCGAGGUCAUCCAAAGGAAUUUCGGGCCAUGAAAGUGGAGGACUUGAUACAGAUUUGGCGCUUUGUGGGAUGGAUGCUUGGCUUGGCCACAAUUGUGUUUCUUUUUGAGUUAUUUUGUUUUUGGCGACAUAAGAUGAGGCAGAACAUAAAAUAUAUAUUUUUAUAUCUACAAGCAUAG
This is a messenger RNA of Drosophila sechellia, 1779 nucleotides long. RefSeq names its product Ionotropic receptor 94d (gene Ir94d). Bases 1 to 1779 code for a protein of 592 amino acids. Lineage: Eukaryota; Metazoa; Arthropoda; Insecta; Diptera; Drosophilidae. The record is from RefSeq and is a predicted model, not a curated record. The transcript has 3 exons.